CGCUCAUCAAGUAUUGACAGAUCAAACAUUGAACGAAACACGACGUAUACAUAGGUAGACGAAACGUCCGACGGUCUAUCGCAGCGAAGAUGACCACGUCAAACAUCCCUAGAGAAGCAAUAGAGCUACGGGCUGAAUUAAGAACCCGGGAUGACAGAAGUGACUAUGCUAGUGUCCAGGACACUGACCUUAGAGCUCCAGGAGAAGUGACUUCGAGCAGAAAGAAGAAGGCUCUUGUACUCUUUGGGUCCGCCCUGUUACAGCUACCGAUCUGGGGCUUCGCGAUGAGCUAUGGUAUCUUCCAAGAAUACUAUCUCACACACCAGACCCUAAGUGGAAACUACGACUUGACUGGAAUCAUCGGCAUGACCUCAAACGGAGUCAUGUAUCUGUCGAUGCCUCUGCUCUUUGCACUGUUUACCAAGCGAUGGGCGAAGUUUCGCCAGACUGCCAUGCUGAGUGGUACUAUCCUUGCUUGCUUGAGCUUCUUGCUGUCGAGCUUUAGCACCCAAGUCUGGCAUCUGGUUGCGACACAAGGUGUUCUUGCUUCCUUCGGAUCUGCCCUUGUCUUCAGUCCAAUGACUUUGUCGCUUGGCGAAUGGUACAAGACAGAUCAUCGCGCCUUGGCUUAUGGAGUCACUCUGUCUUGCAAAAACAUUGUUGGCUCCGUGUGCCCGUUCCUGUUCUCCAGCCUUUUGGGUCGAUACAAAUUCAGUUCAACGGUGAGGAUCUGGGCCCUUAUCACUGCGGGCACGAGUCUGUUCACAAUUUUCCUUAUUCCGACUCAUCCCUCAGCUUUGCUUGCUGUAGUGAGCGAUCUUACUGAGGGGGCGAAUGAAGGAGGGGACGCAGGGCCACCCCGAGCGCGCAAGAUACCCUGGCAUUUUUUGCGACACGGCACGAUCUACAUAUACAGUAUUGCCAUCAUACUGCAGUCCGCUGCCUACGGAAUACCACAAACUUACCUCAACACAUACGCUAGCGAAGUGGCUCUGCUCUCGCAUACUUCUGCAAUAAUCUUGCUUACGCUGUUCAACAUUCCGGGUAUUGCGUCUUCCUCCUUCUUCGGCUACCUCAGCGACAACAAACAUUCCACCUUUUCUGCGACAACAGUAGCCUGCAUCUCGGCAAUGAGCUCAGGAUUGAGCGCCAUUCUCUUGUGGGGACUGAAUACUCAAGGCAGCCUGACGACGCUGAUACUCUUCUCGAUCACGUUUGGGUUCUUCGCCGGUGGAUACAGUGCAACGUGGGGUGGACUCAUCAACGAUCUGGAGCUCGAAGCAAGACGAUCGAAUGAAGCCAUCGACUCAGGCAUGGUGUAUGGCGUGUUAAAUGGUGCAAGAGGAGUCGGGUACAUUGUUGGUGGCUUGAUCGGUGUGCCGUUGUUGCAGGCCGGUACCGAGAGAUAUGUCCAGCUUGUCAAGGGUGAUUUCGGAGUACAAUCGAGCUAUGGACCGCUGAUUAUGCUCACGGGGGUGGCUUCCUGCUUUGGAGGCUGCAGUGUCUUACUGAAUAUGAAGCACCUAAGGGUACGUCGUUAG
Molecule: messenger RNA, 1541 nt
Organism: Aureobasidium pullulans EXF-150
Lineage: Eukaryota; Fungi; Ascomycota; Dothideomycetes; Dothideales; Saccotheciaceae
Product: MFS general substrate transporter
Exons: 2
Coding region: 90-1541 (483 amino acids)
Biological process (GO): transmembrane transport
Cellular component (GO): fungal-type vacuole membrane
Molecular function (GO): transmembrane transporter activity
Source: RefSeq, a predicted model, not a curated record